AAAUUUCACUAGCCACCACCACUCCAGUUGGUACCUGGCUGGAAGCAAGCUAUCUGGCUUGGCGCGGCUGGUUCGCAGCAGAGCAGAACGAGAAUUGGCGCCGCGGCCGGCCUUCGAACCCGCCUCGCGCGACUUAACUUGGCUUCUCUCGAUCUCGUUGCCUCCCGCCGGUUGAUCGCCGCGCUGGCGCGGAAGAGGAAGGCGGCGGAGAAGUCUCCGCAAACGGGAAAUGCGGGGAGCACGGGGAAGGGCGGACGCCGCGCUGUUCGGGCAGGAGCGACCGGCGCUGGGGGAAUCAGCGCGGGGGGAAUGGGGAAGAGCAAAACGGGCAAGACCGCCGGGGCGCGGGGUGGCAACAAGGGCGAGGCCGGCGGCAGUGGGUCGUCUCGGGCGGACACGGGGUCGGAUGGCGGGGAGGAGCGGUCGGAGGACAGUGACGCUGUCAUGGGGGGGAGGGAGAGUGCGAGUGGGGGGAGUGAUAGUGGGGAGAGUGCGAGUGGGGAAAGUGAUAGUGGGGAGAGUGAUAGUGAAGGCAGUGAGAGUGAGGGGAGUGGCCGUGAGGAGAGUGAGGAUGGGGAGGAAACUGAGGAGGGAGAGGAGAGGAGUGGUGGCGAGGGAGCUAAGGGGCCAGCAGAGGCGGAAGGGGCGGCGCUUGGUGGGGCUGGGCUGGCGGGCGACGAGUGGUUCCGGCAUGUGGUGGAGGACGAGGAGGGGGAGGGAGGUGAGGGCACGCGGACGGUGAUGAAUGCGGGAAAGGCGGCGAAGCGAGCGCGCAAGGCAGAGCAGCGGGAGCGCGAGGCGCAACUGGGGAAGGCGAAGGCGGGGGGGCUGAAGGCGCGGGAGCGGCGGCAGGAGGAGCGGCGGAGGAAGGCGGAGCGGGAGCGGUUUGAGGAGGAGCAGAAGCGGGCGAAGCGGCGGCGGGCGGAGCGGCAGCAGGAGGAAGCGGAGGAGAGGCGCGGGGCAAAGAGGGAGCGGCGCGUGCAGAGCAUGCAAGGCGUGCUGCACCGACUGUUUGGGAAGCUGGCCGCUGGGGAAGGGCACGGGGAGGCUGGGUUUGGGGAGGGAGGAGGGGCGAGUGGGGACGGGCCACUAUGGGAGGUGGUGACUCGCGUGCAUGCCAUGGCGCACGGCGUGACGGACAGCAGCUUGGAACGUGUGGUGGUGGGCGAGGGCGGGGGCAAGGGCGCGGAGAGACUGCCGCUGCAAGCCAGGAUCCAAGUCAACCCGACCCUUCGCUCUGCCACGGCCAUUCUGUUCCCCGACGAGGCAGUGGUGGUGGAGGGCCACGCGCACGUCACACUGCUGCACGGCGCGGCCCUCGUGCACGGCUACGCCCUGCCCCUCCUCCGCCCCACGCCCCUCUCCGCCGACGCCACCCUUUCCUCCGCUGUGCUGCUCCACGUCGCCCUGCCACCCAACCCGCCUUCCCCCGCCCCUCCUGCCGCCCCUUCUUCCUCCUCUCCUGUCGCCCCUUCUGCCACCCCCCCUGCCGCCCCGGCUGCUGCUGCUGCUGCUGCUGAUACUCCAACAGCUGCAGGGGGUGCAGUGGGCAGGGCGAGUGGGAAUGAGGCGACAGACGGGCCGCAAGCAGGGAAGGGCCGGGAAGGAGGGACAGCAGGGGCAGCAGGGGCAGCAGGGGCAGCAGGGGCAGCAGGGGCAGCAGGGGCAGCAGGGGCGAAGCGUGUGCCCCUGACAAAGCGGCAGAAAAAGGAAGCGGCGAAGGCAGCAGCGGAGGCGGAGGCGGAGAGGAGGCGACGCGGCAAGGCGGAGAGGGGGUGGCGCACCGACGUGCAGGGCAUGGCCGUGGUGGUGUUCCAGUCGUGGGGGCCGGGGCAGCUGGGGGUGGGCGCCAUGGGGCAGGGGAAGAAUGGGAGGGCAGGGGGGGAAGGGAAGAAAGGGGCGAAGGCGGAGGGAGGGGCGGAUGUGAUGGCAGGGACAGAGGCAGCCAAGGACGCGCGACUCACUGCCAACUUCACAUUCCGCCUCCUGGAGCCCAGCACGCCACUGGCGCGGUUGAGGGAGGCGGGGCGGCUGAAGAAGGCGCUGCAAGGCGUGUUCCUGUGCGGGCUGCACGUGGGGCGGGCGGCAGGGGCGCAGAGGCAGGAGGGGCGGGUGCUGACAGGGCUGGAGAUGCGGGGGUGCGAGGCGGUGCGGUGCGACGUGGUGAGCCGCGAGUGGGAGGAGGUGGCGCGCACCGUGGUGGGCGGGCGGCGGAGGAUCAAGAGGCGCGCACGGGGGGAGGUGUGCGUGCCGAUUGUGAUGGUGGUGGGGGGCGUGAACGUGGGCAAGUCAACAUUCGCCAAGUUCCUCGUCAACCACAUGCUGGGCAGGCACCCCUGUGUGGCCUUCCUGGACACCGACGUGGGGCAGCCCGAGUUCACGCCGCCCGGCUUCGUCUCGCUGCACCUCCUCUCCCACCCCGUCUUCGGCCACCCGGCGCUGCACCAGCGCACGCCCCUGACGAGCCACCUGUACGGCGACAUCAGCCCGGGCAACGACCCGGCGCUGUACCUAAGACAGCUCUUCUCGUUGUAUGACGCCUUCCGACAGCACUACUACGACGGCCACGGGACGGCUGCGACUCCCCUAGUGAUCAACACGCACGGGUGGAUCAAGGGCAUCGGGUACGACGUGCUGGUGGACUUCAUCCGCUACACCGCCCCCACGCACGUGCUCUCCCUGCUGGCGCCUGACGCCGCGGACAACCUGCCUGCGGGGCACUUCUGGCAGCCGGGGGGGUUCGCCCCCGACGACAUGAACCCCAACAUGACGCCCCUGGGGGGGCUGGGGGGCGCGGGGGACGGCGCAGGGGGGAGGGGCGCGGACUGGGAGGGGGAGGGGGAGGGGGAGGAUUCGGGGGAUGUGGGGGAUGUGGGGGAUGUGGUAGAUAGGGGUGGGGUUGCAAGAGGGCUGGGAGGGGAAGGGGAAGGGGGAGGGGGAGGAGAGGGAGGGGAAACAGCAGCAGGAGGAGGGGGAGCAGGGAAAGGGGCAGCAGUGGGGGCAGUGGUAGCGGUGCGCACGUCUUUGAUCACCGUGGCAUCGCUGUCAGCCAACACUGGCCCCGGUGUCAGCAACUCCUACCGCGUGGCUCACGAGCAUCGCAGCCUGCGAGUGCUGGCAGCCAUCCGCCUCGCCCUCUCCCCCGCCCGCCGCCUCGCCCUCGCCAAGCUCGCCCGCUGCAUCCCCCGCCUCCCCGCAACACCCACUGCUGCCACCACAUCCGCUCCUUCCGCCCUCUCCUCUCCCCCCCUGCCCGGCCUCCCCCCGCCGCUCUUCCUCUUCCCCUUUGACGAGCACUGGGAGAUGGCGCGCUGCGCCCGCCUGCUGGCGUGGCGGGCUCCCUUCGAGGUGGACCUGGGGGAGGUGCAAGUGGGCUGCGUGCACGGCGAGCUGUCCCCCGGCAACACCCUCAUCGCCCUCAACGCCUCCAUCGUCGGCCUCUGCUCCUCCUCCCCUCCCCCACUCCCCGCCCUGCCACCUCUCCCUUCCUUGCCUGCUGCUGAGGCCUCUGCUCCUGCGGCUGCCGCCAUGGCUGCUGCAAUACCAGCGUUGCCACCGGUACCAUCACCAGAAGCAGCAGCUGAAACCGAUGCAGCAGCAGUGCCAGCAGCAGCACCACCACCACCACCACCAGCACCAGGAGCAGCAGCAGGGACAGCGCCAGCCUUCCCGUCACUCGUGUGGAACCCUCAGGACGCCGCUCUCAUGCCCUGCCUCUCCUUCGGUGUGGUGCGCGGUGUGGACGUGAACCGGGGUGUGGCGCACGUGGUGGCGGCGCUGCCUCUCUCCCGCAUGCACGGCGUGGACACGCUGCUCAUCUCGCACCUGCAGCUGCCCUCUUCCCUUCUUCUGGUCUGCUACCAUUAUUGCCCUUUCUGCCUCUCACUCAUUCACUUCUGCCUCUCACUCAUUCACUUCUGCCUCUCACUCAUUCACUUCUGCCUCUCACUCAUUCACCACUGCCUCUCACUCAUUCACCACUGCCUCUCACUCAUUCACUUCUGCCUCUCACUCAUUCACCACUGCCUCUCACUCAUUCACCACUGCCUCUCACUCAUUCACCACUGCCUCUCACUCAUUCACCACUGCCUCUCACUCAUUCACCGCUGCCUCUCGCCCGCAUGUCACUUCCCUCAUGCACCUCAUCCACUCGCUGCUCGACUCGCGCCUGCAGCUGCCCUUCGCACUCCUCCUCCUCACCUCCCAUCUCCCCGUCUGACUCUCCCUCUCAACUAUCCUCUCCCGCCUCUCCUCUCCCACCUCCUCGCCCACCUUCUUCGCCCCCACCUUCUUCGCCCCCACCUGCUUCGCCCCCACCUGCUUCGGCCCCACCUUUCGUUUCUCACCUCUUCACUCGUCUCUCCUCGCUCACCUCUACUCCCACCGCUCUCCCCCUUGCAACGACCUGGUGGCGCCGUACCUGUGCUUCCACUCGCUCGCCGACGCCACCCUGGGCGCCAAGGAGCUGCCCAUCCGCGAGGUCAAGCGCUGAGGGGAGGCCAAGCGCUGAGGGGAGGCCAAGCGCUGAGGGGAGGCCAAGCGCUGAGGGGAGGCCAAGCGCUGAGGGGAGGCCAAGCGCUGAGGGGAGGUCAAGCGCUGAGGGGAGGCCAAGCGCUGAGGGGAGGUCAAGCGCUGAGGGGAGGUCAAGCGCUGAGGGGAGGCCAAGCGCUGAGGGGAGGUCAAGCGCUGAGGGGAGGUCAAGCGCUGAGGGGAGGCCAAGCGCUGAGGGGGGGGGGGGGGGGGGGGGGGGGGGGGGGGGGGGGGGGGGGGGGGGGGGGGGGGGAAGAGGGGGGGGGGGGGGGGGGGGGGGGGGGGGGGGAGGUCAAGCGCUGAGGGGAGGCCAAGCGCUGAGGGGAGGCCAAGCGCUGAGGGGAGGAGCGCUGAUGGGAGGUCAAGCGCUGAUGCGAAGUGAAGAGCGGUGAUGGCAGGCCAAGCGCUGAUGCUGAGGAGAAGGUAGCUGGGGAGAUGCUCUGAGGCUCCUCAGGACUCCAGCCAGGGGAGGAUAGUGAUAGUGCCACUCCCACCUCUCCCUUUCUGAGACAUCACGUGAAUGUGUCCGCAAACCAAGAGCUCCUCGGAAGGGUGAAUCCCUCAAGAAUGGAUCCAGAACGCGUGUCACUCGUACACGAAUAAGUGUUGGUGAUCCAAAGUACAGUGCCAGCCCCUCAGAUAUCAGGAUGUUUUAUCCUGAAUUCCUGAUUUUCAGGAUGCUUGUUAGGGGUCAAUCCUGAAAAUUCAGUUUAAGGUCAUUUUCCACCCUGUGAAUUCAGUUUUAAGUCAUAAUGCAACCCUGAAUGUAACACCACACUCGAGUGAAGCCGUAUCGAGUAUACGAGUCAACGGAGGUUACACGAGGAGGUUGGACGAAAGAACACGAAAGGACGAAAGACUCGAAGGGUCGCAACCGGAGGUUGCGACUGACCGUUACAAUUGCAAGGGUGGUAACCGAAUCGACCAUCGAGUCGCUGUGCGACUCGAUAACCGUUCUUCAACUGUAUUCUACAACUGCUUUACUUUCCUAUCUUCUAUAUAUUGCUGUAUGCUUGUUUCCUUU
Closterium sp. NIES-67 is the source of this 5554-nucleotide messenger RNA. Lineage: Eukaryota; Viridiplantae; Streptophyta; Zygnematophyceae; Desmidiales; Closteriaceae. The record is from the annotation of a GenBank genome assembly.